AUGACAACGACGUGGCACCACCAGAGCACCGCCAUCAACCAACGGCGACCAGCACCCACCACGAUUCACGAGCGCCCACCACGAUUCACGAGCGCCCACCACGACGACCAGGCGAAUGCGGCAACAAAGGUCAGACGACGCGAAUACGCGUCGUCUGACGGUGACGACUGGUGCCCCGUCGACGUGGCCAACCUCCUUGCCCCCCACUCCCUGGUUUGCAGCUGCCACCACCCCCGGAAACUCCCCAGCACCCACGAAAACGCCCUAACGCCCACAAAAACCGCACCCCGCCCACGAAAACCACACCCUGCCCACGAAAAUGCCCCAGCGCCCACGGAACAACACCCAGCGCCCACACAUGAGGUCGACGACGACACCCAACGCCCAGCGCCCACGUACAACAUGCGACGACGCCAACACAACAACGGCACGCGACAACGACAACGCGACGACAACAUGCGACGUCGACAACGUGACGACAACGACAACGACAACGACACUCGAUGGCAACAACACGACGGCGACACACGACGUCGACAACACGACAGCGACAUGCAACGUCGACAACGCGACGGCGACAUGCAACGUCGACAAUGCAAGUCCCCCACCACACUCUCCCCACCCCAUUAG
Messenger RNA from Laccaria bicolor S238N-H82, 630 nucleotides. RefSeq lists its product as uncharacterized. The transcript is spliced from 2 exons. NCBI's taxonomy places the organism in Eukaryota, Fungi, Basidiomycota, Agaricomycetes, Agaricales, Hydnangiaceae. Bases 1 to 630 code for a protein of 209 amino acids. The record is from RefSeq and is a predicted model, not a curated record.